GGACGAGGUUCACAUCUUGAUGGUAUCGCAGGUUUUUCUUGUCAUGCCAGCAUGCGCGCAAUAAAUAGAAAUACUUUACUUUGUUGAGGACAAGUGUGGAUCGCAAGCGCUGGAUUGCUGCUCGCCAAACAUCUGGGAAACGCCACACCUAGUUCGCUCAACUGGCUGACGCGUUUCCAAUUAUUUUGAACAAAUUUGGACCCUCGGCAUACAUAAAAGCUUUUUCUCUCACGGUAUUUGCUUCAAAGAUCUUUUCUUGAAGAUGAAGGUUAAAGUCGCUGUGUUUAUUGUCUAUUGGACGGCGUUUGGUAUCUUGAUGUCAACAUCCGUAACCCCGUCAGCCGCUCUGACCGUGGCGAGCAAGCAGGGGCACCUGUCUGAUGACGCGCAGACUUACCUGGCGCAUCUCGACGAGGAAGUGGAGAAACUCGCUAAAACGUUUGCAGAGCGAGGCUGGGUGCGGAUUCCGCGUGCGUUCGGCGGCAGUCGCCUGCCGGAAAACCACCCGCAGUUUAAGAAAGGCAGCACGAAACGUCCCGAAGACGCGGUGAAGGAGUACGUCGAAAAAGUCGUCAUUCCCUCGAAUAGGGAGGCAAUGAAUGACGAGCCGCGGCCGUACGCCGAUACAUGGCAGCAUGUUCGCGUUCCCGAGUGGGAGACACGCGACACUUUCGAAACGGAAACGAAGAACUUUGCGGAAAAAAUGGAGCGUUUGAUGCCGAAGGUGGAGAAGGAAAUUCGCGAAAAGGUAGCGAAGAAGCAUCCGGCCAUCCGCGGGUGGAAGCUCCUGUCCGAAAGAGAGCACGAGGCGAAAAGCAAAAAGAUCAUCUGGACCGAAAAAGAACUGGCGCUCUCUCCGAUCGUGCAAAAGUUUUUCGACCGUGUGCACGGACAGAGAAACGGACGGCUGCCGUUGCGGAUGGACGGUAGAGAGGCAAAAGAUGCGAACGAGGUGUCUUAUUGGGUGCUCCAGUCCGAACAAGCAAUCACGCAGGAAACAGACGACAACGGGGAGGCAGUGCCCGACCAAAGUCUUGCGUUUACCCCAAGCAACGGCGUGCAAAAGAGGUGGACGCUGCGCUAUCCCGUUGAUAAAAAUGCCCGUCGACACGAUCCGUGGAGUGAGGCGGCAAUGCGCGAAACUCAGGAAGGUGAACACUGGCACAUUGACCAGCAGACACUGGAACCGGACGAGACAGGUGAGAACGGUUGGAACUGGCAGCAGUUCCCCAAAUUGAAUGGUUGGUCGGAUAUGCACUCGCUAUCACUGGUGACAUUGCCAAUCUACCGCGAUAUCGAGACUCCGGUCGGUGGCGGCACGGGGAUCGUCGACAAGUCUCACAAGCUGCUUUGGUACCUCAUCGCGGAUCUGCGGAACCGUGUGGCCAACCGGUGGGAUGAUUACCCAGGCCGCGUGAAGUGGUGGAAAGAGACGGACCCGGACAAGAGUGCGGCCGGAAUGAAGUCAAACCAGGGUAGCAGGUGGUGGAGAUUUUUUAAGGAGGCUAUCGGCAGGGAUAACAUCAAGGUGUCAUGCCCGGCUGCGGGAGCAGCCUUGAAAUACUUCCAAGCUGGAAGGUCGAAAAAUGGCACGUCCCACUGGAGCGAGUUUUCCUGGUACACGAGGCGCCGCAACACAUGGGGCGUCAAGGCCGGGGACCUGGUGGUGAUGCACCCCAAUUUGGUUCACACGACCACGCAGAACUUUUCCAGUAAAACGCGCUUCGCCUCACGCUUCGAAACCUACUGGAAUUUGAAUGCGCUUGGGGUCAAGAAAGAGGUACGAGUACCAUAAUUGCUUCUUUGAAAACACUACGCACGGCUGAUCCGGACGAACUUUUCGUGGUCGCUCUGAUGGUAGUGCAGCUAUCUUGUUUCGCCAAAAUCAAAACAAGUAGGAACAAAAAUAACGCACAAAACGAACAAGUUUGCCGCGAGUUCUUCUGAUUCAUUCAGUGGAAGCCUUUUGAGUAUUGCAAUCGUGGUGCCAAUCGGACAUAAUCCUCAUCAUGAACAACCCUAUUCAACAAGUUUAUUGAAAUUUUACAGAAAGACAAAGAUGAUCGCUCUUGGCUAGCCGGAUCGCUGCAACCCGCGCUGAAGAGACGCGAUUUCAAACCCUUUAUGUUUGAGAUCGAUGAAUGGGACGUCAGUUGGGGGUACAAUCCCGAGGCGGCUUGCAGCGAAUGGUGGAAGAAUGCACACAAGUGGGAAGGCAAAUCCGCAGAACAUGAUUUUUGUUCCAGGUGCCGAUGGAAAAGAUUUGGCUGGUACCACUGCGCCGGAACCUGUCGAAAGUAGUACUAUCCUGAAGAAAUGGACGCGGGGGCAUAAUCUUGAGAUAGUUGCUAGCAAUAAGGAAAUGUAGAAUCGGGUUGAGGAGCACGAGGAGCAGCCGACGCUUUAUGACCGGUGUUUACUUUAUAUUUGAAUUUGCCUCUGCACCGAUUGACUUCGAGUUCGAGACGCACAGGCAGCCUCUCUAUGAUCAUGGAUGCUGCCUAAAGUGCCUGCUGAACAUCGAGGGUGACAAAAAUGGCCGCAGGAAUUAUGAUCACGGGUAGCUGCAUCACAGUUUUACCUCUCGGUGUGGAAGUUUUAUUCUGAAAGUCCGUCAGAAUGACAAUGAAUAAUGAUAUAAUGUUGCCCGUCUUGAUACAUGAUCGGGCUUGAUAGAAGAUAUGUUAAUGAAGAUUUGUGUUUCGAAUGUGAAAAGCCCAGAGAAGAUUUGGUGGCUUUCAUUUUGUAUGGUUUAGUUUACCAUCAUCAACAUUUUUAUCAUCUAUGAAUCAAUGGGAAAAUCAAUGUUUUACUUUCAUCCGAAGAAAGUUGGACUCUCUGCAAUCUUCACCACGUCGUUCUCUGAGAAGUGUUCAGGCUCUGCGACUGCAAAAAAAGGCUCCAGUAUGUAGCGUUUGAUACUAGAGAAACCGCACAGGAGGGAACCUCAACCUCCUUUAAUCUUAUAAGUUUAGAUAGGGAUAGUUGAUUCGCUGGCCCUGGCGCUGGCGGUAUUGUACGAUAUGCUUUUUGUAAAUUAAUACAAAGAAGAAAUGCCAGCGAAAGUUCGCUGAAAAGAUUUAGGUUAGAGUGCGCACAAUAAAAAGGUUUCAUAUUUCUAGUAUUUCGAAACAGCUACAUGGCGUGAC
Molecule: messenger RNA, 3149 nt
Organism: Amoebophrya sp. A120
Lineage: Eukaryota; Dinophyceae; Syndiniales; Amoebophryaceae
Source: the annotation of a GenBank genome assembly